AGAAAGAAGACAGCUAUUCUGGUCAUGGACUCUCCAAAAAUCCUCGUGUUCCUCUUCCUGUCGUUUGCUGUGACCUUGACCUUUACGUCAUCACAGCCGACAAACACACAAGCAGACGAUGCCACAAACGACGAUGAUGACGUGCCCACUAUCUACGUCCUCGGUGAUGAUGAAAACGACGAUGUCGAACGGGCUCUCAACUCUGUCGUUCGGCUUCAGCGAGCUAAGCGCAGCGACUUGAGAAAACGUAGCUGGUGGCACAAGCAUGAAGACGAGAUCAUCAAAGGAGCGACAGCUGCGGCGACUACAGCUUUGCUCGGCAAGAGAGACGAGACCAAACAAACGACCCGUGACGAAAUGGCAAAACGUAGCUGGUGGACCAAACAUCGCGACUCCGUCAUCGACGGCGUAGUCAGUGGGGCUGGCGCAGCUUUGCUGGGCAAGAGAGACCAGAAAGCCGACUCUGAGGUUCAAGCCACAGACCCUAUUGUGGUUCUUCUAACAGAGUAAAAGCCACAGUUCCGACCGACUGACUUUGUCAACUGUAGGGACAUUACCUUGUGGACUUUGGUGUUGAUCGCUACGUCGAAAAUGAAUUGAAGGCAAUAAAGACUGAGAAAUAACCAGA
This is a messenger RNA of Aplysia californica (California sea hare), 628 nucleotides long. RefSeq lists its product as uncharacterized. The transcript is spliced from 3 exons. The record is from RefSeq and is a predicted model, not a curated record. Bases 25 to 510 code for a protein of 161 amino acids. Lineage: Eukaryota; Metazoa; Mollusca; Gastropoda; Aplysiida; Aplysiidae.